AUGACGGUUGCUACGGGUGACCUGGGGGACGAGGCGGCGGCCCAUCCCGGUGACCCGUACGAACCAGAACCGGACUACGAGUGCUGUGAGCGCGUGGUCGUCAACAUCUCUGGGCUGCGCUUCGAGACGCAGCUGAAGACCCUCUCCCAGUUCCCUGAGACCCUGCUGGGGGACCCCAAGAAGAGAAUGAGGUACUUUGACCCUCUGAGGAACGAGUAUUUCUUUGACAGGAACCGGCCCAGCUUCGACGCCAUCCUCUACUACUACCAGUCAGGCGGGAGGCUGCGUCGGCCCGUUAACGUCACUCUAGACAUCUUCUCCGAGGAGAUCCGCUUCUACGAACUGGGAGAGGAGGCCAUCGAGAUCUUCAGGGAGGAUGAGGGCUUCAUCAAGGAGGAAGAGCGACCUCUUCCAGAGAAUGAGUUCCAGAGACAGGUGUGGCUGCUGUUUGAGUAUCCCGAGAGUUCCGGCGCGGCCCGUAUCAUCGCCAUCAUCAGCGUCAUGGUGAUCCUGAUCUCUAUCGUGUCCUUCUGCCUGGAGACCCUCCCCGUGUUCCGGAACGACGAAGAGGACGAUGGCAACAAGGUUUUCCAGCCCUUCAACAACUCCACCUCUUCCUACACCUCCUCCUACUUCACGGAUCCCUUCUUCAUCCUGGAGACGCUCUGCAUCAUCUGGUUCUCCUUCGAGUUCCUCGUCCGCUUCUUCGCGUGUCCUAGUAAAGCCGGGUUCUUCGGUAACAUUAUGAAUAUCAUCGAUAUCGUGGCGAUUAUUCCAUAUUUCAUCACGUUGGGCACAGAGCUGGCAGAGAAACCGGAGGACGGGCAGGCGGGGCAGCAGGCGAUGUCUCUCGCCAUCCUCAGGGUCAUCCGUUUGGUCAGGGUGUUCAGGAUCUUCAAGCUGUCCAGACACUCCAAGGGGCUCCAGAUCCUGGGCCAGACCCUGAAGGCCAGCAUGCGGGAGCUGGGCCUGCUCAUCUUCUUCCUCUUCAUAGGAGUCAUCCUCUUCUCCAGCGCUGUCUACUUCGCCGAGGCCGACGAGGCGGACUCCCAGUUCAGCAGCAUCCCAGAAGCCUUCUGGUGGGCCGUGGUUUCUAUGACCACCGUCGGCUACGGCGACAUGGUGCCCACCACCAUCGGUGGGAAGAUCGUGGGCUCUCUCUGUGCCAUCGCUGGCGUGUUGACCAUCGCCCUGCCCGUCCCCGUCAUCGUGUCCAACUUCAACUACUUCUACCACCGGGAGACGGAGGGCGAGGAGCAAGCGCAGUACCUGAACACUCCCGUUGCCCCCAAGGCCGACUCAGCCGAGGACCUGAAGAAGAGCGGCCGCAGCAGGAGUGGAUCCACCCUCAGUAAGUCAGACUACAUGGAGAUACAGGAAGCAGCACUGAACCACAGCGCAGAGGACUUCAGAGCAGAGAGCCUCAAGACAGGCAACUGCACCCUGUUGGCUAAUGCUAGCACCCUGUUGGCUAAUGUAAAUAAGCAAGCUAACUCUAACACAUUGGCUAACACCAACUACGUCAACAUCACCAAGAUGAGAACGGAUGUAUAG
Salvelinus namaycush (lake trout) is the source of this 1554-nucleotide messenger RNA. RefSeq names its product potassium voltage-gated channel subfamily A member 2-like. Gene Ontology annotation, cellular component: juxtaparanode region of axon; membrane; dendrite. Gene Ontology annotation, biological process: protein homooligomerization; potassium ion transmembrane transport. The coding region runs from base 1 to 1554 and encodes 517 amino acids. The transcript is spliced from 3 exons. NCBI's taxonomy places the organism in Eukaryota, Metazoa, Chordata, Actinopteri, Salmoniformes, Salmonidae. Gene Ontology annotation, molecular function: delayed rectifier potassium channel activity; protein binding. The record is from RefSeq and is a predicted model, not a curated record.